Hyla sarda is the source of this 2317-nucleotide messenger RNA. Its product is annotated as zinc finger protein 260-like. The record is from RefSeq and is a predicted model, not a curated record. Lineage: Eukaryota; Metazoa; Chordata; Amphibia; Anura; Hylidae. Gene Ontology annotation, molecular function: DNA-binding transcription factor activity; RNA polymerase II cis-regulatory region sequence-specific DNA binding. The coding region runs from base 5 to 2158 and encodes 717 amino acids. The transcript has a single exon. Gene Ontology annotation, biological process: regulation of transcription by RNA polymerase II.
GAUCAUGGAGCGCUCCUCAGGAGAACAUGGAGAGAUCAUGGAGCGCUCCUCAGGACAAGAUGGAGAGAUCAUGGAGCGCUCCUCAGGAGAAUAUGGAGAGAUCAUGGAGCGCUCCUCAGGAGAAUAUGGAGAGAUCAUGGAGCGCUCCUCAGGAGAAGACCUCCUUAUCCCUAAUGUCCAUCCAGAUCUAUCAUAUAAUAAUCCCCCUGAUCAUCAGGAACCUUUUCCUCACCAACCACACAUUGUCACCACAAGGACAGGUCAGGAAGGGGGGAAAAAGAAUCAAUGUGAUGAAUGUGGGAAAGAGUUUACAAAAAGAUCAUCUCUUAUUACACACAGAAAAUGUCACACAGGAGAGAAGCUGUAUGUGUGCACAGAAUGUGGGAAAUGCUGUAAAAAGCAAUCGCAUCUUGUUAUACAUGAGAGAAUUCACACAGGAGAAAAGCCAUAUUCAUGUUCAGAAUGUGGGAAAUGUUUUACAAGUUCAUCAGAUCUUGCUAAACAUAAGAGAACUCACACAGGAGAGAAGCCGUAUUCAUGUUUAGAAUGUGGGAAAUGCUUUAAAAGUAAAUCAGAUCUGGCUAAACAUAAGAGAACUCACACUGGAGAAAAGCCAUAUUCAUGUUCAGAAUGUGGGAAAUGUUUUGCACAAAAACCACGUCUGGUUACACAUGAGAGAAUUCACACAGGAGAGAAGCCGUAUUCAUGUUUAGAAUGUGGGAAAUGUUUUCCAGCCAAAUCAUAUCUUGUUAUACAUGAGAGAAUUCACGCAGUAGAGAAGGCAUAUCCAUGUUCAGAAUGUGGAAAACGUUUUACACAAAAAUCCUAUCUUGUUACACAUGUGAGAAUUCACACAGGAGAGAAGCCUUAUUCAUGUUUAGAAUGUGGGAAAUGCUUUAAAGCUAAAUCAGAUCUUGUUAAACAUGAGAGAGUUCACACAGGAGAGAAGCCAUUUUCAUGUUCAGAAUGUGAGAAAUGCUUUAUAAGUAAAUUCCAGCUUGUUACACAUAAGAGAAUUCACACAGGAGAGAAGCCAUUUUCUUGUUCAGAAUGUGAAAAAUGCUUUAGAAGUAAAAUCCAGCUUAUUACACAUCAAAGAAUUCACACAGGAGAAAAACUACAUUCAUGUUCCGAAUGUGCAAUAUGUUUUCCAUGUAAAUCACAUCUCUCUGUACAUGAGAGAAUUCACACAGGAGAGACGUCAUAUGUAUGCUCAGAGUGUGGGAAAUGUUUUACAUCUAAAUCAGGUCUUGUUAGGCAUGAGAGAGUUCACACAGGAGAGAAGCCAUAUUCAUGUUCAGAAUGUGGGAAAUGCUUUACACAAAAAGCACUGCUUGUUACGCAUGUGAGAAGGCACACAGGAGAGAAGUCAUAUGUAUGCUCAGAAUGUGGGAAAUGUUUUACAUUUAAAUCAAAUCUUAUUGCACAUGUGAGAAGUCACACAGGUGAGAAACCAUAUUCAUGUUCAGAAUGUGGGAAAUGCUUUACACAAAAAGCACCGCUUGUUACACAUGUGAGAAUUCAUACAGGAGAGAAGCCAUAUUCAUGUUCAGAAUGUGGAAAAUGCUUUACACAAAAAACAGUGCUUGUUAAACAUGUGAGAAGUCACACAGGAGUGGAGCCGUAUUCAUGCUCAGAAUGUGGAAAAUCGUUUACUUAUAAAUCAGCUCUUGUUACGCAUGAGAGAAUUCACACAGGAGUGAGGCCAUAUUCAUGCUCAGAAUGUGGGAAAUUGUUUACAUGUAAAUCAGCUCUUGUUACGCAUGAGAAAAGUCACACAGGAGUGAAGCCACAUACAUGUUCAGAAUGUGGGAAAUGUUUUAUAAAUAAAUCAGAUCUUGCUCGGCAUGAGAGAAUUCACACAGGAGAGAAGUCUUAUUCAUGUUCAGAAUGUGCGAAAUGUUUUAGAAAUAAAUCAGAUCUUGUUAGACACCAGAGAAUUCACACACGAGAGAAGUCGUAUUCAUGUUCAGAAUGUGGGAAAUGUUUUAUAAAUAAAUCCGAUCUGGUUAAACAUGAGAGAAGUCACAAAGGAGAUAAGUCAAAUUCAUGUUUAGAAUGUGGGAAAUGCUUUAUAUAUCAAUCAGCUCUUUCUAGACAUAAGAGAAUUCACACAAGAGAGAAGUCUCAUCAGUCAAACCUCCCAGUGAGUUGUUGAAAGUGAAAGGAUUCUAAGGGAGAUGGUCCUUGAUAGAAAUGACAUGUGGCCUAAGUCCUAUACAACAGUAUCCGUGGCUUCGUUGCUGGAUAUCUAUAUACAUGCCUCUAGAGAUGAGCGAACUUACAGUAAAUUUGAUUCGUCACGAACUUCUCGGCU